GUUAGAUGAUGUAUUCCUACGUUUUAAUAUUCGAGACCUUUAUUUUGAAUUUUGAAUUUGUGUAAUAUUUACUUUGAACACCGAGGUUCAUCAAGAUGUCAAGAAAUGACUCGACAGGUGCGCAUAGUAGGCCUUGCCAACAGCAGACAACGCGAACUAUUUAUAUUUGGGAUUUAGAUGAAACACUUAUAAUAUAUCAGACACUUCUGGAUAAUAGCUUUGCAACCAAGUUUAACAAGAAUGGGAAGGUCGCAGAAUUGCUUGGCUUACGAAUGGAAAAGUUGAUUUUCAAAGUAUCUGAAGAAUAUUUUUUAUUUAAUGAACUCGAGGGUGACAAUGUUGCGCACGUUUCUCUAACUAGCAAACACGACCAUGAAGCGAAUGUAUCAAAUAUUGGGAAACAUUAUGCGGACGUGGAAAAAACGUAUGACAAGUACCGCAAUAACAUGAAAUCACUGCUACAAAAAAGCGAUCACAGAUCUUGGUCAAAACUUCUGACAUACAUGGAUAUACUCACAGAAAGUUGGCGACAUUUGGCAAUAAAAUCUUUGGCAUUGAUACAUGAAAGAUCAUAUGGAAUUAAUAUUCUCGUGACUACGACGCAAUUGGUUCCAACGCUUGCAAAAUUGAUGCUUUAUGGAUUGGCAAAAUAUUUCCCAAUUGAUCAUGUAUACUCUGCAACAGAUAUUGGUAAAAGACGAUGUUUUGAAAAAAUUGUGAAUGCUUUUGGAAAAGAUGCUGAAUACGUUGUAAUUGGUGAUAGAAUUCAUGAUAAACAAGCAGCAGAAGAGAUGCACUUCAAAUUUUGGAAAGUACAAGGACAUCGUGAUUUAAUGAACAUACAUCGACGGAUCAUACAUGAAAAAGGAAACAGCGAGCGAGGGAGGAGCUCAUAACAGAUGAAAUACAACAUAUCAUACUGUUUUUUUUUUUAUAUUUCGAAAUAAUAAAGUUAUUGGGGUGCUUCAAUAAAAUGGAAG
This is a messenger RNA of Styela clava, 980 nucleotides long. Its product is annotated as protein phosphatase EYA1-like. The record is from RefSeq and is a predicted model, not a curated record. Gene Ontology annotation, biological process: anatomical structure development; negative regulation of extrinsic apoptotic signaling pathway in absence of ligand; cell differentiation. Gene Ontology annotation, cellular component: nucleus. Gene Ontology annotation, molecular function: protein tyrosine phosphatase activity. NCBI's taxonomy places the organism in Eukaryota, Metazoa, Chordata, Ascidiacea, Stolidobranchia, Styelidae.